This is a messenger RNA of Dicentrarchus labrax (European seabass), 2975 nucleotides long. Its product is annotated as nuclear factor 7, ovary. The coding region runs from base 116 to 2137 and encodes 673 amino acids. Lineage: Eukaryota; Metazoa; Chordata; Actinopteri; Moronidae. Gene Ontology annotation, molecular function: protein binding; zinc ion binding. The transcript is spliced from 7 exons. The record is from RefSeq and is a predicted model, not a curated record.
CUUGGAGGUGGCAGUGGUUACAGCCUGUCUCAUGUGUCAGUGUACAGCGGAGCACUGAGGCAGCUGCUCUCUGCAGGUUUGAUGCCACUUUCAGAGCCUGGUUGCUUGCGCUGAAAUGACCCUGCCUCUCCGCCGUGCAGGAAUGGCAACCACUGGGAACCUUUCUGAAGAGCAGGUGCACUGCUCCAUCUGCCUUGACGUCUUCACAAACCCCGUAUCCAUCCCCUGCGGACACAACUUCUGCCAGAGCUGCAUCCUGGGAUACUGGAAAACCAGCCCUUUGUACCAGUGUCCUAUGUGUAAGAAGUCUUUCCACAAAAGGCCUGAUAUUAGCAUUAACACUGUCUUGAGGGAAAUUGCAGAGCAGUUCAAGGAGAUCAGGGUGAGGAGUGUGGAAGGGAAGGUGAGCGAGGAGGAGGAAGAAGGGACGGAAAAGAAGUGGACAAUGGAAAGAAGUAAAAGGGAGGAUGAGGAGAGGCUUUUGGAGAAAGAUCAGAAGCAGCAGCUAAUGGAGGAGCUGAAACAGAAGCAAGAGGAGGACAGGAGAAAGAAAGAGAAAAAAGGAGAGAAAAAGCCACAUGAGGAGUUACCACCGCUGAUCCCGCCUGUGUUUGCACCCAAAACCUCUACUCCGCCGUUACCAGAAGCCACAGCUCAGGCGCCACCACCGCCGCCACAACCCCAAACAUCACCCCCACCUUCACCUCUAAUAUCUACUUCUCCUUCUCCUUCUCCUCAAACCUCACCUUCACGUCCCUCCUCUUCACUCCCACCUCCUUCUUGGGAGGAGGUCCUCUGUGAUGUUUGCCUUGGGGAAGGGAGGCCAAAGGCAGUAAAAUCCUGCCUCGUGUGUCUGACUUCCUACUGCGAGGAGCAUCUGAAAUCUCAUUCUGCCAGGUUCACCAAGCACAAGCUGAUAGAGCCGGUUGCCAACAUGGAGGACAGGAUGUGUCCGAAGCACCAACGGCUCUUGGAGCUGUUCUGUAAGAAGGAUCAGACCUGUGUAUGCGUGCUCUGUACUGAGACAGACCACAGGGCGCACUACACCGUCCCAGUGGAGAGGGAAUGGAUAGACAAAAAGGCGCAGCUGAAGAGGACAGAAAUAGACGUCCAGGAGAUGAUCCAGGAGAGAGUAAAGAAGGUGGAGGAGAUCAAACACUCAAUGGAACUAAACAAAGCCAGCACUCAGAGAGAGAUUGAGGAAAGCGUGCAGGUCUUCUCAGAGCUGGUGCGCUGCAUUCAGAAGACUCAGGCUGAGCUGGUUUUGUCCAUUGAGCAGAAACAGAGGCAGACGGCGAGGCGGGCUGAAGGUUUCAUCACUGAACUGGAGCAGGAAAUCGCUGAGCUGAAAAGGAGGAACACAGACUUGGAGAACAUGGCUCGGACUGACCACAUUCACUUCUUAAAGAACUUCCCAGCCCUUAGCACUCCUCCGUCUGUCAAAGACUGGUCUGAGACCAGUGUUCCCACUGACACAUGUGUAGGCAUGAUCAGAAGAUCCAUGUCCAAACUGGAGGCCACGCUAAAUGAAAUGAUCAGCAAGCUGGCUGAAAGUGAGAUCAAGAAGAUUCUGAAAUAUGCAGUGGACGUCACUCUGGACCCUGACUCAGCCAACCCUUGGUUGCAGCUUUCUCAGGACAGACAUCAGGUGAGACACCUGGGUGCAUGGCAGGACCUGCCAGACAACCCCGAUCGCUUCGACACAGUGGUCAUUGUCCUGGGCCGUGAGGGCUUCACCUCAGGGAGACAUUACUGGGAAGUUCAAGUGGGGGACAAGGACGACUGGUACCUGGGUGUGGCCAGGUCUUCGGUUAAAAGGAAGGGCAGGAUCGCUGUAAGCACUACCCAGGGCUACUGGGCUCUGGCCAUGAAGAAAGGCCAGGGCUACCGAGUGUCAACAGCCCCGCCAUUACUUCUCCCCCUCGACCCCAAGCCCAAGCGAGUGGGCGUGUAUGUGGACUAUGAGGAGGGGCAAGUGUCCUUUUAUGACGUGAGGGCUUGGACCCAUAUUUACACUUUCAAAGAUACGUUCAUGGAGAAGAUCUUUCCCUUUUUCUACCUCUACUGCUGCGACAAGUCCUCUGAUACCAUCGUCAUUUGCCCAGUGAACGAGAAAAGCCUAAUCAAACAAAGCUAAUGACAGGUUUACCAGUAUGAACAGCACCUAUUGAAAGUGAAAACUGACUGUAUUUUGUUGUAGCAGUACUGGUUUUGAUGAAAUCUUUUAUUCUAUGUGUUUUGAAUGUUUAUUUAAUGUAUAGUGUAGCACAACAAAUAUAUUAAUACAUACACAAUACAAAAUUUGCACAAAGACUAAAGGGAUAGUUUGACAUUAUGGGAAAUACGCUUAUUUACUUUCUUGCCAAAGGUUCGAUAAGAAAAUUGAUACCACUCUCAUGUUCGUACACUGAAUAUGAAGCUAGAGCCAACAGCUUAUUAGCUUAGCUUAGCAUAAAGACAGUGGGAAACAGCCAGCCUGGAUCUGUCUAAAAAGCAGCUAAAUCCAGCAGCACCUAGCAGCACCUUUAAAACUCACUUAUUAACACAUUAUUUCUUGUUUUGAAUACAGUAGUUAUUUAGUACAAAAACUGAAGGGAGGUUAUGUUCAAGAAUAUUUCUUUUUUUGCAUGGAUUAAACAAACAUAAUAUAUCUUGUUAAUUAGUGAACUUUGUAGGGGCUGGUACAAGGAUUGACCACGGAGCCAGGCUAUCCGUUUCCCCCUGUUUUCAGUGUUUAUGCUAAGCUAAGCUAGCUGUCACACACACACACACACACACACACACACACACACACACACACAAAUACAAAUAUAGACAUGACAGUGGUAUUGAUCUUCCCAUGUAACAGCAAGAAUGUUCUUAAAUGAUUUCUGAUUUCAUAAUUGCAUGCUGAUUGUGUGUGAUUGAUCCUUCAACGGUUGUAUGCUAAAGAGAAGUGUUUAUGAUUUUUAACAAUAAAUGUUCUCUCAAAAUCA